Messenger RNA from Purpureocillium lilacinum, 702 nucleotides. RefSeq lists its product as uncharacterized. NCBI's taxonomy places the organism in Eukaryota, Fungi, Ascomycota, Sordariomycetes, Hypocreales, Ophiocordycipitaceae. The record is from RefSeq and is a predicted model, not a curated record.
AUGGCUCCUGUUCAGCUUCCCGACGUCUCAACCGUCACCGCGGUUGAUCUCGCCCGUCUGAUAGAAAGGGACGACGCGGAGACCACCAGGCUGGUCGAGGCGUUGGAGAGUCCUGGAUACUUCUACCUUGACCUUCGCAACGCUCCAGCGACAAAAGCCAUCGCUGAUCAGGCACGUCUCAUGUAUGCGCUUUCGGAGAACUACUUUGAACAGCCCGCCGAGAUCAAGGCCGAGGACUUCCGUCAAGGCCAGCCUUCAUGGAGCGACAGAGGGUACAAAUCCUGUGAGACUGAUGAGAGUUAUGAGAUGUCCAGAGACGAACUGCGCCAUAAAUCUUUGCCGCUUCCGAUAUCAAUGAUCAAGCAAGCGGAUCUCAUUGAGAGCUUCCACGGCCACUGCCACGAGGCUGCUCGUGUAGUCUUGGCCCGUCUGGUGGACGCGCUCGACACGCCUCUGCUAGAGAAUGUGCACCGCGACUCGGAGCCGAGCGAGACGGGCCUCAAGCUUAUCUCGGAGCCGUCGGUCCCCCUUGCAGCCAACGUCCUCGAAAACAAGCAUCGCGACAGCGGCACUCUGACGAUGCUCUUCUAUGACUCUUGGAGCAUGCAGGUGUGUCUCACGGGGGACAACAACGACAAUGAUGAGCAGGGACGGCGGGAAUGGGUCUUCGUGCCUCCUCCGCCCGAGGGCUGCGCCUUGUAA